This is a messenger RNA of Dicrocoelium dendriticum, 570 nucleotides long. NCBI's taxonomy places the organism in Eukaryota, Metazoa, Platyhelminthes, Trematoda, Plagiorchiida, Dicrocoeliidae. The record is from the annotation of a GenBank genome assembly.
AUGCUAUUACAGCUGCGCGCCUCAAUUUCUUCCAAGACUGGCGUGCCAUAUGAUACGGUCGGAUGUUGCUUUACUUCAUUGAUUGCCCCUCCUAAUCGAACUCACGUCACUGUCAAGAUAGAGAAUAGAGGAACUGCUACACUGCGCAAGUUCGAAUGGGAAUUGUUCUUGGAACUUGAAAGAAGGAGAACUAAUUCGACCACCAUGGACUUAGAACUGCAACCACACUACGCCAUCCGAAUUGCCAUGGGAUUCUUCGGAGAUAAUUUGAUGGGCGAAUGGCGCGGGGUAUAUGGCAGUGCAACUGAGGUGAUGGAUAUUGCGGAGACGACCUGUUCGAAAUACGAGAAAUGGGCUAAUACGGAGAAGAGAUUGGGCUACAAGAACUUUAGUUGCGUUGUAACCGGCCAACGCUGGAGAUUUAUGAAAGGGGUCUUUUUCUUGCACUACGAGUCGAAUGAAGCGGAUGCCACCUCAUUAACGAAUGAUGCCUUGGAAAAUCCAAUCAUAACGGGAGUUGGUAACGAAAUCACUGCUUUGUCAAUUGAAGUCCUAACUGCUACAUGUUAA